Molecule: messenger RNA, 765 nt
Organism: Amoebophrya sp. A25
Lineage: Eukaryota; Dinophyceae; Syndiniales; Amoebophryaceae
Source: the annotation of a GenBank genome assembly
AUGAAUUGGUGCAAAUUUGCUUCCAGUGCGAUCGCUGUGCGGGAAACGAUAGAAUCCGUGCGACGAUUUUCAGUAGUGAAAAUGAACGAAUCCUCUCAGUUGAAAUGGGCCAAGGCCUUCUUGACGAAAGUGAUAGCGCGAAGGAGAUCCGGGAAGCACUUCCGGAAGACAUCAAACGAUAUGCAGUUUCUUCAGCAGGGCGACCUAUUUUGUACUAGCUCUAACGAGCAUCGAAGACGGAAUCGCAACCAUGGAAAUCGCAGAAUACCUGCAGAGCACCUUUCCCAAAAGGCACCUAUGCCGGGCACGCUGCAACGUCUGCCUGAUAGGCGCGGGUGCGGAUGGGGCAGUUGCGGCAACAGAAGAUGCAAGCUUCUGUGCAUUGACGGCCACGGUUUCGACGCUGCGCAGACGUUGGCUGAGGAGUAUCAUUGUAGCGCUUUUUCGAGCGUGAAGGAGGUGCUCACUACCUUCGGAUAUCAGAUUCAGGCAUUGUGGAUUGCGACACCGACGUUCACGCACGAGGAAUGUAUUCGGAGCGCAGUACCAGCUGGCAAGCACAUUUUCACCGAGAAACCGCUUGAGGAGACGCCUGAUGCGAUCGGGCGACUCUUCGAUAUGAUAGACGAAGCCGGCUUGCACCUCCUCUGCGGUUUUCAACAUCGGUUCGAUGCCUCCUACAUGGCGUUGUACGACGCGGUGCGUGAGGAUAGCGCGGAAAACAAGAUCGGGAAGCCCGCACUUCAUCAACGUUUUCUUCGCUGA